Molecule: messenger RNA, 1710 nt
Organism: Osmia lignaria (orchard mason bee)
Lineage: Eukaryota; Metazoa; Arthropoda; Insecta; Hymenoptera; Megachilidae
Product: ankyrin repeat domain-containing protein 49
Molecular function (GO): protein binding
Source: RefSeq, a predicted model, not a curated record
AGAGAUAGAACUAUCUCUUCAAAGUUUAUGGUUGAGGAACGAUAAUGUCAUCGUCCGAAGAAGAAAAUGAUCAAUUGAUGGAUCUAGAAGCAAUACGCGAUGAAAUAUUAAGCCAGCCACGCAGUGAAUGUAUGCAAGUAAGUGCUUGGGAGGAUGACGAUGACGGAGUUGAAACUGAACGUAAUGCUAAAGAACCGGAUGAAAAAGAAAUUCUGAAUGCAGCUGAAAAUGGUGAAUUGGAUAAAGUAAAGAAGCUGAUAACAAUAAAUCUUGGUCUUUUAGAAGCUACAGACAAGGAUGGUUACACUCCGCUGCAUAGAGCAUGUUAUGGAAAUCAUGUUGAAAUUGUGGAGUAUUUAAUUCAAGCUGGUGCAAAGAUAAAUGCAGAGACUCUGGAUGGAUGGCAACCAUUGCAUUCUGCAUGUUGCUGGAAUAAUGUUGAAUGUGCAGCAGUGUUAAUUGCAAAUGGAGCAGACAUAAAUGCUAAGAGCAAAGGUGAUCAGACACCUUUACACUUGGUGUCUGCAAGUUCCCAUAAUUCUCCAGCAUUGCAACUCCUUUUACUACAUCCAGAUACAAAUCCACAUAUAGUAAAUUCAAGCGGGGAUACUGCAGAAGAUAUUGCAAAAAGAACAGGAAAAUAUUAUCCAAUGUUUGAAAUCAUCAGGGAUUACUUAAAUGAGAUUUAAGAAACCAUGUAAGAGAAUCGAGAACAAUCUUUUGGUCAGCUGUAACUCGUUCCCGGAUGGUGAUUCAUCAGCCGCGGUGAUAAAUUCAACGGCACGCAUUAAAAUAAUACGGAAUCGAUCGAGUAAUUCUCCUUUGCCUGGUUCACGCAAAAUUGCGAUGGAAGGUGCAUGCAAACUAGUGUAACUGGACGACCGAGAGCCAUGAUCGCUUUGAUCGCUGGAUGUUGUGAAAACUGAAGUUAUAUGAGAUGCUGAAGCGAGAUACGAUGCUGUGCUACGUAACCGGAAACCCGACUGAUUCGAGACUUUUGUUGCGAGGACAUCGAGUUCUCCGUCGAAGAGUGCAACUUGGGCGUCCCUCACGAUCGACACACAAGUUCUAUUCUUAGUGCAAUGGGAUUUUUCUUUCAGUUCCAUAUGAUUUAAUAUUAAAUGCAAGUCUAGAACAGCUUGCAUUUGAUGACUUCCUGGAGACUCUAAGAGUUUCGUGGCAAUAGCAACGAGAAGGACAUGGAUGUCCCGGUAAAGAGACGUGGAACCACCUUUGUGAGCUCCUCCAACUAAUGCUUGUACCAGUGAUUCGAUUAAGCCUUGUUCUAAAAGCAUCCUUAGCGCACUGGGAUUCUGUAAUUACAGCCUUAUUUAUUAUUUUUUAUUUUUAUUUUUAUUUUUAUUUUUUUUCGUUUAAAAGGCAAUGUGUUACUGUACCUUUGCAAUGAUGUCAGUGAUAAAAGACACUAUCGGUCUGGCUACGUUUGGUUCGGUAGCUGCUGCUUUCGCUAUCAUCGCCAUUAACGGAGGCAUCGCGGCCAGUGUUGGUCCUCUUAAAGCUAAAUUCUCUAAAGCAACCACUAAUGGUUCACUUCCAGGAUAUAACGCUAUUUGAUUGGCUAAAUGCAUAAAGUACUUUUGUUUUAUUAAUCUGUUAACUUCUUCGUCACUGGCACGUUGUAAAUAUGUUUGGACGACCUGUAAAAUGAUUACAUGUAUGUAUAAUAUAUGGAUUAGGAUAAAAUUUCAA